ACUUUCAAAAUAUGCUUGGCGUAAAUCUCCUGCAGGAACUUUUAAAAGUAGAACACACACGUGUCUCUCUGGUCUCACUGUGAUAUAUGGAAGGACCUUUGCUUGAGGCUUUGCAUAGAGGAAGUUCCACGUUGAAGCCCCAACAUUUCCCCCUAAAAAGGAUCAGGUGUGUGUGUGUGUGUUUUGGGGGGGAAUCUUUCGGAGCACUUGCAAGCAGUUAGCAAUGGGAACCAGCUUCCUGGUAUCUCCAGACCUGCUAUAUUUAGUUCUGGGUGAAGAACAUUGCUUAUCUUGGAGAAGUCAGUCGGAUGACAUGGAGGGAAAUACCAUGAUUUUUUCCAUGAUGAGAGCAUUCAAUAACUACCUGUCACAACCUGUGGAGGAAGCACCUGAGUCUCCUCAAGGCUCUCUGCAAAUUAAUUAUGAGCAGAUGAUGAAGCUUGAAGAGCAGGCUGGGCAAAUCCGUUCAGGGACACAGCUCUUGCAAGUGGAACGGGAGAAAAGGCAAAUGGAACUGAGUCACAAAAGGGCUCGGAUUGAGCUGGAGAGGGAGGCCAAUACAAAUGCAAGGAAUUUUGAGCGGGAGGCUGACCGUAACCAGGAGCUCCUGCAGCGCAUCAAGCAGUUCCAGGAAAGGGAGACUGAAGCAGAAAAUAAGCUUCAAGAACAAGUUGAGAUUAACAAAACUUGUCGGAAGAAUUUAGAGUCCCUGAACAAAAAGGUGCAGGAGAAAGAGAGCAAGUUGGCUGAAGCCAAUGAAACAAUCAGUGUGCUGAAGGGGAAGAUAUCAGACUUGCAGUGGAACUUAAUGAAUCAGGAGAUGCAAAUGAAGAGCCAAGACUCACAGAAGCAGGAGCUGACUGAACAGCUGGAUGUGCUACACAAAAAGUGGCAGGAAGCCAGUCAGCAAAUCCUGGCUCUACAAGCAAAAGAAGCCCUUUUGGCCGAGAAGGAGCAGAGGAUUCAGGAUCUGGAGCAAAAGCUCUUUCUGCAAGAGGAGGACUCUAUAAUUGUGAAGAACAUGAAGAGUGAAUUGGCGAAGUUUCCCAAAAUGGAGCGAGAGUUGCAGCAGCUCAGAGAGGAGAAUGCUUUUCUCAGAGAAAUGAAGGAAAACAACGGAUUACUCAGAGAGGAGGUAGAGGGACUUCACAGGAAGCUAGAACGCUUUGAGAAACUUCAGGCAGAACUGGUAGCUUUGGAAUUAGACAAGGAGAAACUUCAAGGGAGGCUGGAUUCAUGGGAGAAACUGGACCAAAGCACUGGCUUAGACAUCAAGAGCCCUGAUGAUCUCACCAGGUAUAUCAUUGCCCUCCAGCAACGGGAGCUUGUUCUGAAAGAACAGAACUCCACUGUCUCAAGCAGUGCGAGGCGUUUGGAGGAGGCACGAGCACAGCUACAAGAAGAAUUACUGAAGGUCCAGGGCCAGCUGCUUGAAGAGAAGAGUAAACGUGAGCAGCACGAAGCUAUAACCAAGGGCUUGCAGAAACGUGUGCAUUUGCUCGUCAAGGAACGUGAUCUGAUGAGAGGAAUCCUGGACUCUUAUGACAUUGAGCUGAGCCCAACAGAACGCUCUCGACAGCUGAGCCUCCGUGUGCGCGAAGCUGAGGAAAUGGUGCAGAAAGUAGAAGCACAUUGUACUGAAAUGGAGGCUCAAGUGUCCCAGACUUUGGAAGAAGCUGGAAAUCAGAAGAAAAGAGCAGACAUGUUGGAAGUCGAGCUACAGCUGCUGAAGAGUCAGGCGUUCGCGACAGAUCCGAGCAUCUUCAUUGCUAAAGAGGAAGCAAACAAGCUGCGAUUAAAGAUUGAGGAACUGGAGUCCGAACGAAACCGGUUAGAAGAGGAUAACAGGUCUCUCGAAAUGAAACUGGAACAGUUCACUCUUCAGGGCUACCAUGAUCCGAGCAAAACCAAAGUCCUCCACUUUAGCCUGAACCCGGCACGCCUGGCCAGGCAGCAGCAUCUGGAGGAGCAGGUGAAUCUGCGAGAGGAAUGUGAACGCCUGAGAGAGUUGGUCAGGAUCCUGGAAGGUCAAGGUUCCCUCCCAGAAAAACUGGGAGGGGCUUUAAAUCUCCAGCCAUCCCAAGAAAUAGCAGAACUAAAGAAGCAGUUAGAGAGUGCUGAGCUGAAAAACCAGCGCUUGAAGGAGGUGUUCCAGGCCAAGAUCCAGGAGUUCCGCAAGGUGUGUUACAAGCUGAUCGGCUACCAGAUUGACAUGACCACUGAGAACCAGUACCGGCUCACCUCCAUCUAUGCUGAGCACCAAGAGGACUGCUUGAUUUUUAAGGCCACCAGGUCCUCCGGCGGUGGGAAGAUGCAGCUCCUGGAAACGGCGUUUUCGCAGACUGUCCGGGAACUGAUCGACUUGCACCUUCUCCAGCAGGACAGCGUGCCGGCCUUCCUCAGUGCCGUCACUCUCGACCUCUUCAGCCGCCAGACCAUCACCUAGCCUUGUCUGGGAGAGAAAACAAAACAGCAGCCUUUAGUGUUUGUGAGGAGCCCACGCGGCAUCUCCCAGUUCGAAAUCCCCGUCAUAGAGCAAGGGAGGGAGGGGGUGGGUGACGUGUGGAGGAUGAUCUGCAAGGCCUGUUGUUUCCCCCCAAUGGUGGCUGCUCUCCCCAAGGAGAUACUCCACCAUCUUUUCCUACAGUAAAAGAUGGUGGAGUGUCUCCUUGGGGAGAGCAGCCACCAGUUGACCCUUCCCAUUCUGAGAGACCAGUUAGCCUGGCCUGGUCAUCACUCUAAAGAUUCGCUCAUCCCAGCCCUAUUUCCUUCCAUGGGAAAGACAAACGGGAAUAAGUGGAGGGGGUUGUUGUUUUAUUUGAUUGGAUUGUAUUGCAAGCUGCCCUCCUGGCCUUUGGGAUGGAGUAGAGUAAAAAUAUAAGUAAACAUGUCUGAUGUCAUCCCCCAGACUUUCUGUAUCAAAGCCUUUCUUUCGUUGCCUCCGUUUUCUGCUUCUCUGAUGCCAUAUUUGUAGUUUCUCCUCUCUGCCCCUUGGGUCCCUCUGAUUCUGCCCGCCGUCCAAGGAACAGGUGGUUUUGCAUUGACUGCUGGGCAGCUGGCUUAUGACGAGGAACUCAGAUUUUCACGUAUACCCUGUGGAGGCUGAGGAGCCCCUCGCCUGUUUUGUUAAUUACUCUUCCUUGAAUUUGGGAGACGUGAGGGUGGGAUUUGUUUUUAAGCUCCAAAACAGUAUACUAUGUUAGGAAAUAGUUCUAGGGAAUUUUGUAAAUAAAGUGUCACUUUGCAUUA
Molecule: messenger RNA, 3249 nt
Organism: Pogona vitticeps (central bearded dragon)
Lineage: Eukaryota; Metazoa; Chordata; Lepidosauria; Squamata; Agamidae
Gene: MAD1L1
Product: mitotic arrest deficient 1 like 1
Biological process (GO): attachment of mitotic spindle microtubules to kinetochore; mitotic spindle assembly checkpoint signaling
Cellular component (GO): nuclear envelope; kinetochore; mitotic spindle
Source: RefSeq, a predicted model, not a curated record